This is a messenger RNA of Paramormyrops kingsleyae, 2306 nucleotides long. It is a transcript of the gene pus10, whose product is annotated as pseudouridine synthase 10. The record is from RefSeq and is a predicted model, not a curated record. Gene Ontology annotation, biological process: tRNA pseudouridine synthesis. Gene Ontology annotation, molecular function: RNA binding; pseudouridine synthase activity. Lineage: Eukaryota; Metazoa; Chordata; Actinopteri; Osteoglossiformes; Mormyridae.
UCUAAGUUGAGGCCAUUAAAAGUUGGAUUUAAGAAUAGCCGUACAUUUUGAAAAUUGUAGUUCUUGUAAUGUGCGUAGAUAUGCAUAUUGCCAUAAUAAUCCUACACAGUUUAACGCUAGCGCCAUGCAUUAUAUAACAUGCGUGCGAUCCUCCGGGUUGCAACGAGGCUUAAAGUGAGGGCUGCAGUUCGAGCAAUCGAUCACUCUGCUCAUCGAACUCUAGAAGAAACAAAACGUUUCUUUUGCAAGUUUAUAAUUUAAACUGAUUUAUGUCCCAUUUACAAUUUAUAAUUACGUCCAAUGGAGUGAAUUUAUGCAUUAUUUUCUAUUUAUGAGUAAAAAAUUAGGUUCGAUUAAUUCUGCCUUAACGUAAUGACGACAGCUUUUAAUGGUACGACGUGUGUCUUAUGGCACCUAGCUGGUAAUGAAACAUUACUGUAAAUUAGUCAAAUGUUUGGAAAUGGACAGAUGACAGCAUGCUGCCACUGAAGGAUAAAGACCGACCGAUCGCGGUGGCGCUGCUGGGCGCCGGCUGCUGUCCGAGGUGCAUCCUACGGUUCUGCUGUGUGAGCCUGCAGUCCGCGUACCGUCAGCCUCAUGAGGAUAUACUGUUUGAGCUGCAGCGCUUUAUCCAUGAAAAAGUUGCCGAUGAAUCACAUGGUGCCACAGAGGAAGUGCCGGCAGACUCACCACCCUGUAAGAAAGUUAGACUGGAAGCGGAGCAGGGCGGUGAAGUGCAUGAAGGAGGAGAGGACAUUUCUGUUGUUGAAGGAAAAUCAAAGAUCUGCGUGGUGUGUUUGGGAGUGCUGCAGGACUUCUGCGAUAAAGACUUUGCCAAAAAGGUUGCAGAAGCGGUGACCUCGGAGAAAUACGAGUUUGACAGUCUGGUCCUCUCAGUCUCACUGCCUGCUCAGCUGUCUGUCAGAGAGCAUUCUGCCUGGCUGCUCAUCAAAACAGAAGUGAGGCAAAAGGGGCUGUGUCUGGGUAAGGAUGACGUCAUCCAGGUGAAGGAGGCCUUCAAGUGGAUCCUGCAGAGCCUGCUGUCACAGCAGCUGGGCGUUCCUGUGGUGUCCAAGAGUCCUUUGGAGGUCAGCGUUGGCUUCACACACCCCGAAACGGACGGAGACUGCCAUUUCCUGGCUGCUGCAUGUUCAGGCUGCUUCAAACCAGCUAAAAACAAACUGUCGGUGUUCACCAGAAUGGCUGUGGCCAAGGCACUGGAGAGGAUUUCAGAAGAGAGCUUUCGCAGAAAGUUCACCUGCCCCCCCUGGCUGCCUGCCACAAAGUGCACUGUGCAGGAGGUCCAGUGUCUCCACGCGCCUGUCUUCGUGGCCGGGAGGUACAACAAAUUUUCCCGGACGCUGCCGCAGACCCCCUGGGUGAUCGAUGGCGAGAGGCGGAUGGAGUCCUCCGUGGAAGAGCUGAUCACCAGUCCGCUGAUCGCCUCCUUCCAGGCCGAGGGCUUCAACUUCUCCUCGUCGGGCAGGGAAGACGUUGAUGUCCGGACCUUGGGAAAUGGACGGCCCUUUGCUGUGGAGCUGCUGAACCCGCGUAGAGCCCGCUUCAGUCCAGCAGAGGUUCGAAAGAUACAGGAGGCUAUCAACAAGUCCUCUGACAAAAUCAGGGUGCGAGAUUUGCAGAUCGUUACAAGGGACGCCGUGGGCCACAUGAAGGAAGGAGAAGAAGAGAAGACCAAGUCCUACAGCGCUCUGAUCUGGACCCACAAAGCCAUUGAAGAACAAGACCUUGAGUUUAUAAAUGACAUCAAGGAUCUGGGCAUCGCCCAGAAAACCCCAUUGAGGGUGCUUCACCGUCGCCCUCUAGCGGUCCGCCAGCGCGUUAUCCACACUAUGGCCACGCGUUUCCGUGACGAUCACCACUUCUACCUGCAGCUGCGCACCCAGGCCGGGACCUACAUCAAGGAGUUUGUGCACGGGGACUUCGGCCGGACCAAGCCCAGCCUGGGGGACCUGAUGAAGACGGAGACGGACAUCCUAGAGCUGGACGUCGAGUCUGUGGAUGUGGACUGGCCUCCUGCAGUAACGGAUCCGGAGUCAGGGGAGAACCCAGACCUCCCAGCCUCACCCCAGCAUGGAGGCACACCUGACUGCUAGGAGCGAUUCCGGGAGAGACCGCCCUCCUGGGAGAGACCACCCUCCCUCCUGUGAGGAAACUGUGUCAGAUGCCUCAUGUUUAACUGAAGCCACAAUGCCUGUGUUCGUCCCCAGUAAUGAACUACUGAGACCUCUUUUGUGUGUAGGGAACUUUUUUUUUUCUCCCAUUAAAAAAAUCUCCAUUUCGCUCCA